Closterium sp. NIES-67 is the source of this 525-nucleotide messenger RNA. The record is from the annotation of a GenBank genome assembly. NCBI's taxonomy places the organism in Eukaryota, Viridiplantae, Streptophyta, Zygnematophyceae, Desmidiales, Closteriaceae.
GAGUAGCGCGAUGGGAGAGAGAGAGAGAGUAUCCCGACGGGAGAGAGACAGAGUAGUGCGGCGGGAGAGAGAGAGAGAGAGAGAGAGAGAGAGAGAGAGAGAGAGAGAGAGAGAGAGAGAGAGAGAGAGAGAGAGAGAGAGAGAGAGAGAGAGAGAGAGAGUAGCGCGGCGGGAGAGAGAGAGAGUAGUGCAGCGGGAGAGAGAGAAAGUAGCGCAAUGGGAGAGAGAGCGGCGGAGUGAGAUAGGAGAGAGACAGAGAGUAGAGCGGCGGGAGAGAGAGAAAUUAACGCGAUGGGAGAGAGAGCAGCGCAACGAGAUGGGAGAGAGACAGAGUAGCGCAGCAGGAGAAAGCGAGAGAGUAGCGCGAUGGGAGAGAGAGAGAGAGAGAGAGAGAGAGAGAGAGAGAGAGAGAGAGAGAGAGAGAGAGAGAGAGAGAGAGAGAGUAGCGAGAUGGGAGAGAGACAGAGUAGCGCGGCGGGAGAGAGAGAAAAGCGCGGCUCGAUAGAGCGUGUAGCGCCGUGGGAG